Aphis gossypii (cotton aphid) is the source of this 3730-nucleotide messenger RNA. Its product is annotated as calcium release-activated calcium channel protein 1-like. The coding region runs from base 556 to 1992 and encodes 478 amino acids. The transcript is spliced from 6 exons. NCBI's taxonomy places the organism in Eukaryota, Metazoa, Arthropoda, Insecta, Hemiptera, Aphididae. Gene Ontology annotation, biological process: store-operated calcium entry. Gene Ontology annotation, molecular function: store-operated calcium channel activity. The record is from RefSeq and is a predicted model, not a curated record. Gene Ontology annotation, cellular component: membrane.
ACCUACAUCCCACGUUUACAAUAAAAUAUAUAUCGAUAGUGUAUCGGAAAUCUCAGACGCACGUCGCAUAGAUCCAUAUUAAAAUUGAAGUCUGCCAGCUGCUGUGCUGCAAUACUCGUGCGCGUAACAGAUAAUAAUAUAUUGUACACGACCAAUAUUGUAUACGAGUGCUGACGUACUUUUGCGGACGAUAAUACUAUUAACUUUUAUUGUAGUGUAGUCGUGUGCGAAUUUGUAUUGAUUUCGUCGUGACGGAAACACGGCGGAUCAAUUAUUAUACGAAGUAAUGUUUCAUAAUAUGAUCAAUUUCACAACUUUGAUUCUGCUUGGUAAUAUCACAAUACACACAUGAAAGUGUCUAUCAUCAAACACCGUGGUUUAAAGCCUGCAGCAGACGCCGAAUAAUAAAUGAUCGCUUACACUAUUAACCGUGGAUAACAUUAUACAUAUAUAAUCACCGGUGGUGUAAAGCUAUAGUGCUUGAAGGACGUUUUUGGAAACGACAACGACGACGACAAAUCAUAUCGGCUGCAGAAGCUGCAGUUUCUGCCGGAUAUGUCCACACCGGCGGUCACCACUCCGGUGGAAGUCACCACUACGGCGAACACCGUACCCACCGUUGCGGUCGUCGCGGCUUUGGUUGACCCAGCGAACAAUCGUCGAUCACCACCAGAAAAGGUCGCCGGGAACGUAAGGCAUGCGAGCAUGCCACAUAUAGAUUCUAGGCCCCGUCGUCUGCAGGAAACGACGAUGACUGUGCCGAAGUCCGGUAAAGAGCAAACAGCGCAACAGCAGCGUCAACAGUACGGCAGGUCGAAUAGUACAACAGCAGCGACGGCGGCCGAAAGGAGCGUGCAUCGUGUCGGUGGUGGUGGUGGUGCUGGUGCUGGUGGUGGUGUUGGAACGGGGUUCAAGAGCAAAUUGCGCAACUCGUUCAGGUCGACCGCCAAGAGGAUCCGGCAACAGCAAUCGGCUAUCGACGCGCUGGCUAAGAACAGCCAAAUGCUUGGACUUCACAACCUCCAGGACAGUCCCAGGACGAUGCAGGCGCAACGAACUAUUGGCCGGGAGGUUGCAGGUCAGACGUCCAAACAUCGACCACAAAAUCAACAGGGCGUGGUGUUGUAUUCGUCGUCGGGAAGUGACCACAGUCUCGGAAGAGAAAGGUCACCGACCAUUAGCAGCUACCCAAAAGGAUCUCCUUCACUAUGGACAGGCACUUGCAGCCCAUUAGGUGGUUCGCAAUUUUCGUUGGCCACUCAAAACACAUGCUGUUGUCAGCAUGUGAUCAACAAUUGCAAAAUGAUGAUAGAAAACAACAACAACAAUAUGUGGCAACAAAAUUCGUUCAAACACAAUAGGGGCAAUAAUUCUGGGCCAAAAAAUUCAAAUGGGGAACCAUAUGAAGACAGUGAUGGACUAACGUGGAGGAGGUUACACAUGAGUAGAGCAAAACUCAAAGCUACAGCUACCACAUCAGAACUAUUAUCUGGAUUUGCGAUGGUGGCGAUGGUGGAGCUACAGAUCAACGAGCCGACCAUGGUGCCCGAAUGGCUGUUCAUCAUGUUCGCGGUGUGCACCACCGUGCUGGUGGCCGUGCACAUAUUCGCGCUGAUGAUCAGCACGUACCUGCUGCCCAACGUGGACGCCAUCAGCAAGUUGCAGAGCACCAAGCUGAUCCAGGAGUCGCCGCACGAGCGCAUGCGCGGAUUCGUCGAGCUGGCCUGGGCGUUCUCCACCGUGCUCGGGCUGUUCCUGUUCCUGGUCGAGGUGGCCAUACUGUGCUGGGUCAAGUUCUGGGACCACUCGGUCCGGGCCGCCAUGGCCGCCACCAUAAUCGUCAUACCAGUGCUGGUCAUAUUCGUGUUCUUCGUGUUCCAUUUCUAUCGGAACCUGGUCGUGUACAAGUGCAAGUCCACCGUGUCCGACAUCAAGGAACUGGAGGCCAUGAAGAAGAAACUUGACGCGGCCGGUACCACAAAAGUCGUCUGAUCCGCACGGCGGCGGCCGAUCGGUAGUUUUACGUAACACGUUUUUGAAUUUUGAAUUUUGAAAUAACAAGGAAUAUCCAUUCGUUUCUAAAAGUAACUGUUAGUAAUUAGUAACUAUUAAAACCCAUAUAGGAAUAAAAAUAAAUCUAAACGAUUAUUGAAAUGAAAUUAUUAUAUGAAAUACCUAAUUUUAUGCAAAGACUCCUGUAAAAAAAUCUAUUAUGAAAAUAAUGUUCCAUAUAAUAUGCUAAAACAACCAAAAUAUGCACUACAUAUUAACAUUUAUAUUUGUAUUACUGCUGUUAUGAAACGGAUAUUUUACCUCACUUAGCAUGUUUAUCUAUACCUAUGUGUCAAAAAAAGAAAAACAUGGAAAUGCACGAACUUAAAAAUCCUGGUUAUAAUAUUAUAAUAUAUUAAUAAUCCAAUAAUAAUUUAUUUUAUUGUCAUCGUCGAAUUAUCAUAAUAUUAUAAUCGUUAUUAUUAUUAUUAUUACUAUUUAUCACCACUAUUAUUAUUGUUAUUAUUAUACACAUCAUUCCGCGCAAUGUAUAAUAUAUAUUUAUAUAUUAUAAACGAAUAAUAUCGUACCUAUUUUUGUUAUAUGUUAUAAUACACGCGCACGUCUAGUUGAAAACCUUACAUUUUAUGUUAUAUAUUAUAAUAACAUUCGGCAAUGAAGCAAUACCUGGUAAGUCAAGAAAUAUGAUUUCGGGUACAAGUAUACAACAACAUCAAAAUGUUUAAAUCAUAGCUAUCAUAUUUUUCAAAGAGAAUGGGUAUAAAUUUAAAAGUAUAAUUCCACUUAAAUCAGUUGUUAACGUUUGAUAGAAAUGUUACGUAUAUUAUCUAUUACUAUUACUUAGUGAUAAUUUUAACUUGAAUUAUAUCUUCUAUCUAUUUUAAAUUUUUAUUGUAUGCUCUACUUACAUUCUUAUGAAUGAUACAUAUGUGUCUCCUAAAAAACUAACUUUUUUUUACUUAUGAAGUAUUGCUUCUCUAUUGACCAAUUUAUUUUAGGCCAGCACUAUACCCCUAUAUAUUAUGUUAUAUUAUGUUGCUGACCAUGGAAGCAAGUCCGCUGUAUAAAGCGUCGGUUAUAUAUUUUUACUUAAUAUACAAUACGCAAAUAGUGGCGGCUACGUGUCAAAAUUGAAAAAUAAUCAAACAAUAUUAUCCCCGUAGCUAUGUUAUGUCAACCAAUAUGAUUGUAUUUAGAUUUUAGACAUAUAGACAGAAUAAUAUACUCAUUGCCACAAGUCGAUAAGAGAAACAAACUAUCUAAUUUAUUGCGUUUACUAUCGUUAUACUAUUUACAUAAAACAUAAUAAGUACAAUGAAACUUCAAAGUACCGAGUACUCUUGGUUUCUGAAAUUGGGUCCACUAUUUAGAAGUAUCUGUUAGGGGAAGUUUCGCAUUAUAUAUUAUUAAUAACCUAACGGUCCUAACUUAUUGACUUGAUCGCUUUAUAGCCGCCACUGUGCAUAUUGCGGACCCAUAAAACGUAGUACCUUAAUGGUUAACGAAAUGUUGUACAACAAAUGUUUAUUGAAGUAGUUUGAUAAAAAAAAAACAGUAUUAUAUGAUUAAAUAAUUAAAUAUUAUUAAUAAUAUUAUGCUCUAACUGUAAGAAUAUAUAUAUAUUUUUUUUUUGUAUUUUUUUCAGAAAAUGUACUCAAAUAUUUUUUCAUCACUAUUUCGAUUUUUGUUUCAAAUAUAAACUUUAUACAAAAUACAA